AUGACGUCGUUGGGCUGGAAGACGGAGGCCAGGCCCGUGGGCAGGGCCAGGGCGAGCCCCUCCUUGUGGGCCAGCGACAGGGCGCGGAUCAUGUACUUGUUCUUGCUGUUGAAGGGCAGGCUCGGCCACGGGGCCCAGGCGCUCGGAGAAGCGCAGGACGGCCUGGUCGGUGGCGUCGCCGUGGAUGGUCUGUUCCGCGAGGGGCAGGUGGCGCGUGGCUGCGUCAAACUGGCCGUCGUUGCAGAGGGCGGCCACGGCGCGCAGCUGGUCGAGGGCCGGGGCCCCGCGCUCAAACGCCAGCAGCUGGUCGACCAGGUCGGCGCCGGCGCUGUCGGCAUUCGUAUUUCGAGCGUCGACGUCGACGUCGUCGUCGCCAUCAAGAACAUCACCGUCCACGUCCGGCUCUGGGGACAACGAGCGCGUAUGGCGAUCGGCACGCUGCAGAACCAGAGCAUCGCGUGCUUCGUCGGUGGUCAUGGUCCGCUUGCCGCCAACGGCACACUCGGUGACGACCAUCUUGUUCUGGGUCAGGGUGCCAGUCUUGUCGGAGCAGAUAAUGGAGACGGAGCCGAGCGUCUCGACGGUGCGCAGCGACUUGCAGAGGAUGCGGUUCUUGCGCAUCAUGUUGGCACUGAUGGUCAUGCUGGCGGUGAGGGCGACGGGCAGGCCCUCGGGCACAAAGGCGACGGCGACGGAGACGGCGGACACGAUGAGGCCGGCGACGGUGAUCCACUCGGGGUGGUCCUUGCGCAGCCACGCGGCCCAGAUGAUGAUGACCAAGACGAUGACGGACACCAUGAUGGAGCAGACGAUGGCGACAAAGUUGAAGAUCUCGCGCUCCAGCGUCGUCAUGCCCGUCUUGGGCUCGUUGGUGAGGCGCGCAAUGCGGCCAAAGACGGUGCUGUCGCCCGUGGCCACGACGAUGCCGGUGCAGGUGCCGGAGACGCAGUGGGUGCCCUGCAGGCCGAUGCAGCGCGUCUCCAGGUAGUUGUCGUCGGUGGAGUGGACGGUGGCGGCCAGCGGCACGGACUCGCCCGUCAGGAUGGAGCGGUCAAACUUGGUGUCGGACGCGCCGGACGCGGUACCCGAGGACGACGACGACGACGACACGUCGACGAAGCGCACGUCGGCCGGCAGUUUGUUGCCGGCCUUGAUCAUCAGCACGUCGCCGGGCACGACCUGGUCGGCGGCGACGCUCGUGAUGCUGCCGUCGCGCAGCACCAGCGACGCGUCGGCGAGCAUGGUCUGGAUGGAGCUCAUGACGCGGGCGCUGGACCAGUCCUGCCACAUGUUGAAGAGGGCCUGGAUGGCAAAGAUGGCAGCGAGGACAAUGGCGAGGGCCAGGUUGGCGACGGCCGGGUUGGGAUUGCCGAGCGGCUUCCAGGCGAUGAAGACGAGGACGGAGGCGACGAGCAGCACGGGGCCGAAGCCCUUGAAGAAGUAGCCCAGGACCUGGCGCGUGCGGUGGGUGGGCGGCGGCGAGGGCACGUUCUUGCCGUACUGCGCGAGACGGCGGGUGACCUGGUCGGACGACAGGCCCGUCUUGAGCGAGGUCGACAGCUGCAUGGCGACCUCCUCGGCCGGGGUGGUGUGCCAGUGCAGGUCGGCCAGGUCGGCGACCGUCUUCUUCUCGCGCUUGUCCUUCUUGUCCUUCUUGUCCUUCUUGAGGGGCGCGCUCUGCUUCUGGGCGUACUCGUCGACGUCAAUGGACAGCGUGCGGUACUGGAUGGGCAGGGCGGCGGCGGCGUCGAUGGAGUUGCGGCGGGGGUGCGGCCGGAUGGACAGCGAGCCCGCGGAGCGCUCGCGGCGCAGGGCCGGGCGCGACGCGUUGUUGGGACGGUCAUCGACGAUGGUGAUGCCACCGCCGCCGCCAGUGACAGGAGUGCCCGACGUGCCUCCUAUACCAGCCUUGCCGGCCUCUUCAUCGACGGCAUCGCCCUCAAAGUAGAUGCGGUCGCCCGUCUUCUUGUUCGGGACUGCCAUUUUGAGUGUUUCGUCUUUCAGUGGUCUAGUACCUGA
Molecule: messenger RNA, 2019 nt
Organism: Sporothrix brasiliensis 5110
Lineage: Eukaryota; Fungi; Ascomycota; Sordariomycetes; Ophiostomatales; Ophiostomataceae
Exons: 2
Coding region: 1-2019 (672 amino acids)
Source: RefSeq, a predicted model, not a curated record